Messenger RNA from Leptonychotes weddellii (Weddell seal), 996 nucleotides. The record is from RefSeq and is a predicted model, not a curated record. NCBI's taxonomy places the organism in Eukaryota, Metazoa, Chordata, Mammalia, Carnivora, Phocidae.
AUGAAUGAGUCAGGGCACCCAGAGAGGGUUCCAGAAGGUGGGACCGGGAGCACGAGGGGACCGACGCACCAUGGCCCUGGGCACCCGCUCUGCAAGGACCCCGCCCCAUCUGAGACUCACCCCUCUGUCGCACAGGACGGGGACAAGUUUUGGCGGAUGCCCGAGUGCUACAUCCGCGGCAGCACCAUCAAGUACCUGCGCAUCCCCGAUGAGAUCAUCGACAUGGUCAAGGAGGAGGUGGUGGCCAAGGGCCGGGGCCGCGGCGGCCUGCAGCAGCAGAAGCAGCAGAAGGGCCGAGGCAUGGGGGGUGCUGGGCGAGGUGUGUUUGGUGGCCGGGGCCGAGGUGGAAUCCCAGGCACAGGCAGAGGUCAGCCGGAAAAGAAGCCGGGCAGACAGGCGGGCAAACAGUGAGCUGCCCCUCCGUCCCCAAGAGACUGAGCCGCCACUGAGCAUCUGCUACCACUCCCUGAGGCUGUGUUUCUACUCUCCAGGUCACAAGUGUGUUCAGAACAAAAAAGAGGCAGGUGUUGGGGAAGAGCCCCCCUCCCCGCCUGUCAUUUUGUGAUCCUUUUUACAUAAAGUGCCCCCCCCCCUUUUUUUUUAAGCCAGCAGUUCUACAGUUGGAUAUGUUAUUCAGUGUUUUUGGUUUUCUGAAGUCUCCAAGCUGACUUGAUUCCUGGAAGAUUCUGUGUUUAAUGUGUCUUUAAAGCCCUCGCUCUUGUUUUAAGGGCGGGCACUUUCCAAACAGGCUUGUUUUGCAUUUUGAGUUGGAUUCUCAUGUGGUGAACAGACCGGAGGUUUUUAUUUUAAGCUGUUUGCACUGAGAUUGACAGCCUUGGGAGUUUCCUGAAACACGGACCUCAGGAUUGCCUUUUGAAAACAAAUACGUAUGAACGUAUGCCACAGAAGCUGUUCCUGGGAUGUUGCUGGGCCCUGCCCCUUUGCCUCCUCUCUCCCUGUUUGUGUUACAAGAAUAAAAACAAAUACAACUACAAA